Molecule: messenger RNA, 1533 nt
Organism: Spinacia oleracea (spinach)
Lineage: Eukaryota; Viridiplantae; Streptophyta; Magnoliopsida; Caryophyllales; Amaranthaceae
Product: protein FAR1-RELATED SEQUENCE 5-like
Exons: 6
Coding region: 1-1533 (510 amino acids)
Source: RefSeq, a predicted model, not a curated record
AUGUCAGAAUGUGGUCUAAGACCAAUGGAGUCUUAUAGGUAUAUGUCAACAGAAACUGGCGGAGACGACUGUGUUGGUCAUACGAUGAUUGAUCAUCUAAACAACUGCUACAAGUUAAAAAUGAAGCAAAUUGAUGGCAAGGAUUCACAAACACUAGUGAACAAACUGUAUGACAUACAAUCAAUAGAUCCCGAGUUCUUUUUCAGAGUAAGACUCAAUGCUGAAGGAAAAGUUGAGUGCCUAUUUUGGAGGGAUUCUAUGAUGAGAGAAGAUUACAAAAUAUAUGGAGAUGUUCUAGUUUUUGAUACUACAUUCAGAACCAAUAAGUACAAUCUCAUAUGUGCUCCAUUUGUUGGUAUAAAUAACCAUUGGAAAAACACAAUGUUUGCUUGUGCUUUCAUUGGGGAUGAAACCACAGAAUAUUUUGUUUGGGUGUUUGAAACUUUUCUGAAGGCUAUGGGAGGAAAGCACCCUUUAUCAAUUUUCACUGAUCAAGAUGCAGCUAUUGCUGCUGGAAUAGAACAGGUUUUUCCUUCUUCAAGACACAGGUUAUGCUUGUGGCACUUGAGUAAAAAUGCAAACAGUAGAUUUGGUUUAUUGAAGUCUGAUAAAAACUUCAAAAAUGCAUUCUACAAGUGUUUAAGUGGGUGUAUAACACCAAAUGAUUUUGAAGAAACUUGGAAAUCUAUGAUCAACACUUUUAAGCUGGAAAAAGAUGACUGGUUCAACAGAUUGUAUGGUCUUAAAGAAAAAUGGUGUACAGCUUUAAGUAAAGAUUUUUUUUCUGCCGGUAUACUUUCUUCACAAAGAAGUGAAAGUACAAACCAUGCUGUUGGAUUUAAAGCAAAUAAAAGUACAACAUUAACAGAGUUCUAUAGUAUUUUUCAAGCUACAAUAAAACGAUGGAGAAAAACCGAAGAAAAAGACGAUUUUGACUGUACAAGGGGAAUACCUACUUCAGAGCUAAGUAUGAGUGCUAUAUUAAAACAGGCAGCAAAUGUAUACACGAUAACACUGUUCCGUGAUUUUGAAGAAGAGUUCAAGCUUUCUGUGGCAAGUAGUACAAUGUUCAAGGGAAGUGUUGGAAGAACAGUGUUUUUUGAAGUGUGGAUAGAAGGAAUAACAGGAUCAAGGCAAGAAGUUCAAUACAAAAUGGAAGAUUCAACCGUCACUUGCACAUGCAAAAACUUUGAAGAAUCUGGAUGGGAGAAAGGUGAAAUCAACAAUUUUACUGGUUGGAGAUUAUAUAUGAUCAGAAGAUACUAUAACUUAAUUUUGAAAGGGCAUAAGAUAGCAAAGGCCAGAAAAUUUAUCGAGGAGAAGUUUAAAACGGAUAAUAAAGCAGUUGAUGAAAUCAUAAAAAAGGAAGAAGAAAGGAAGGAAAAAGAAGAAGCUGCAAAGAUAGCAGAACAAGAAAAGGCAAAAGCUGAAGCACAACGACAAACACAAGACGAAGAAUCAACUAAUUCUGAAAUAACAAUUGUGCUUGAUCCUGAUCGUGCUAAUACUAAAGGAAAGAUUUUGACAACAUAG